UUUAAUUGAGGAAUCAACAGCCGCCAUCUUGUCGCGGACCCGACCGGGGCUUCGAGCGCGAUCUACUCGGCCCCGCCGGUCCCGGGCCCCACAACCGCCCGCGCACCCCGCUCCGCCCGGCCGGCCCGCUCCGCCCGGCCCUCGGCGCCCGCCCCAGCGGCCCCGCUCGCCUCUCGGCUCGGCCUCCCGGAGCCCGGCGGCGGCGGCAGCGGCGGCAGCGGCGGCGGCGGCGGCACGGGGGUGGGGGGGCCGCGGCGGCGGCGGCGACCCCGCUCGGCGCAUUGUUUUUUCUCCCGGCGGCGGCGGCGGCGGCGGCGGGCCGCGGGCGGCGAGCCGAGCCCGGAGCCCCCUCGUCGUCGGGCCGCGAGCGAAUUCAUUAAGUGGGGCGCGGGGGGGGGGAGAGCGAGGCGGCGGCGCGGCACCAUGUUCCCGGGGACUGCCUGAGCCGCCCGGCCGGGCGCCGUCGCUGCCAGCCGGGCCCGGGGGGACGGCCGGGCCGCCUGGGCGCCCCCGCCGCGGAGUGUCGCGCACGGGAGGCGGGCAGGGGAUGAGGGGGCCGCGGCCGGCGGCGGCGGCGGCCGGGGGCGGGCGGUGAGCGCUGCGGGGCGCUGUUGCUGUGGCUGAGAUUUGGCCGCCGCCUCCCCCACCCGGCCUGCGCCCUCCUCCCCUCGGCGCCCGCCGGCCCGCCGCGGCCCGCGCUCGCUCCUCGCUCGCUCCUGGCUCGCGGCCGGCCGGGCCCCCGACCCCUCGUACGGACCGUCCCGGCCUCGCCGCCCGCGCUUGGGGCUGUUUUCGCGAGCUUGUGAAAAUGGCCGAGAACUUGCUGGACGGACCGCCCAACCCCAAACGAGCCAAACUCAGCUCGCCGGGCUUCUCGGCGAAUGACAGCACAGAUUUUGGAUCAUUGUUUGACUUGGAAAAUGAUCUUCCCGAUGAACUGAUCCCCAAUGGAGGAGAAUUAGGUCUUUUAAACAGUGGGAGCCUUGUUCCAGAUGCUGCUUCCAAACAUAAACAGCUGUCAGAGCUUCUGCGAGGAGGCAGCAGCUCUGCUGUCAACCCAGGACUAGGAAAUGUGAGCGCCAGCAGCCCGGUGCAGCAGGGUCUUGGGGGCCAGGCUCAAGGGCAGCCCAACAGUACGAACUUGGCCAGCCUGGGUGCCAUGGGUAAGAGUCCUCUGAACCAGGGAGAUUCUUCUGCCCCCAGCCUGUCCAAGCAGGCAGCCAGUACCUCUGGGCCCACCCCCCCUGCUUCCCAAGCACUGAAUCCACAAGCACAAAAGCAAGUGGGGCUGGUCACCAGCAGCCCUGCUACGUCACAGACUGGACCUGGAAUCUGCAUGAGUGCUAACUUCAACCAGACCCACCCAGGCCUCCUCAACAGUAACUCUGGCCACAGCUUGAUGAAUCAGGCCCAGCAAGGGCAGGCGCAAGUCAUGAACGGAUCUCUUGGAGCUGCUGGCAGAGGAAGAGGAGCUGCAAUGCCGUAUCCUCCGCAGGCCAUGCAAGGGACCACGAGCAGUGUGCUGGCUGAGACCUUAACGCAGGUUUCCCCACAGAUGGCUGGCCACGCAGGACUGAACACUGCCCAGGCUGGAGGCAUGCCCAAGAUGGGAAUGACUGGUAAUACAAGUCCGUUUGGACAACCCUUUAGUCAAACUGGAGGGCAGCAGAUGGGAGCCAGUGGAGUGAACCCCCAGUUACCCAGUAAGCAGACCCUGGUCAAUAGUUUGCCCACGUUCCCCACAGACAUCAAGAACACUUCAGUCACCAGUGUGCCAAAUAUGUCUCCGAUGCAAACAUCAGUGGGAAUUGUACCCACACAGGCAAUUGCAACGGGCCCUACUGCGGAUCCUGAAAAACGCAAGCUGAUACAGCAGCAGCUGGUUCUACUGCUUCACGCUCACAAAUGUCAAAGACGAGAACAAGCAAACGGGGAGGUGCGGGCCUGCUCUCUCCCUCAUUGUCGAACCAUGAAGAACGUCCUGAAUCACAUGACACACUGUCAGGCUGGGAAGGCCUGCCAAGUUGCCCAUUGUGCAUCUUCACGACAAAUCAUCUCUCAUUGGAAGAACUGCACACGACAUGACUGUCCUGUUUGCCUCCCUUUGAAAAAUGCCAGUGACAAGCGAAACCAACAAACCAUCUUGGGGUCUCCUGCUAGUGGAAUUCAAAACACAAUUGGCUCUGUUGGCACAGGGCAGCAGAAUGCCACUUCUUUAAGUAACCCGAAUCCCAUAGACCCCAGCUCCAUGCAGCGAGCCUAUGCUGCUCUCGGACUCCCCUACAUGAACCAGCCUCAGACGCAACUGCAGCCGCAGGUUCCCGGCCAGCAACCAGCACAGCCUCAGACCCAUCAGCAGAUGCGGACGCUCACCCCCCUGGGAAAUAACCCCAUGAACAUUCCAGCAGGCGGAAUGACAGCAGAUCAGCAGCCACCAAACCUGAUUUCAGAAUCAGCUCUUCCUACUUCCCUUGGCGCCACCAACCCCCUGAUGAAUGAUGGCUCCAACUCUGCUAACAUCGGGACUCUGAGCACGAUGCCUGCGGCGGCACCUCCUUCCAGUACUGGGGUUCGAAAAGGCUGGCACGAGCACGUCACUCAGGACCUCCGGAGCCAUCUAGUGCACAAGCUUGUCCAAGCCAUCUUCCCGACACCUGACCCUGCAGCUCUCAAGGAUCGCCGUAUGGAGAACCUGGUCGCCUAUGCUAAGAAAGUAGAAGGGGACAUGUAUGAGUCUGCUAACAGCAGGGAUGAAUACUAUCACUUACUAGCAGAGAAAAUCUACAAAAUACAAAAGGAACUAGAGGAAAAGCGGAGAUCCCGUUUACAUAAACAGGGCAUCUUGGGUAACCAGCCAGCCUUAGCAGCCACAGGCGCUCAGCCCCCCGGGAUUCCACCGACACAAUCUGUGAGACCUCCAAAUGGGCCUCUGCCCCUGCCAGUGAAUCGCAUGCAGGUUUCCCAAGGGAUGAAUUCAUUUAACCCAAUGUCCUUGGGGAACGUCCAGCUUCCACAAGCACCCAUGGGACCACGGGCAGCCUCUCCCAUGAAUCACUCGGUGCAGAUGAACAGCAUGGGCUCUGUCCCAGGGAUGGCUAUUUCUCCUUCUCGAAUGCCUCAGCCUCCGAACAUGAUGGGUACACAUGCCAACAACAUGAUGGCUCAGACGCCCACGCAGAACCAGUUCCUGCCACAGAAUCAGUUCCCAUCAUCCAGUGGGGCGAUGAGUGUGAACAGUGUGGGCAUGGGGCAGCCGACAGGCCAGACAGGUGUGACACAGGGGCAGGUGCCUGGUGCUGCUCUUCCUAAUCCUCUGAACAUGCUUGGGCCACAGACCAACCAGCUGUCGUGCCCUCCAGUGACACAGUCACCACUGCAUCCAACGCCACCUGCUGCUUCUGUGGCUGCUGGCCUGCCAUCCCUGCAGCACCCACCACCACCUGGGAUGACACCUCCCCAACCAGCAGCUCCUGCUCAGCCAUCAACUCCAGUGUCAUCUUCUGGACAGACUCCUACUCCAACUCCAGGCUCAGUACCCAGUGCUGCCCAAACACAGAGCACUCCCACAGUGCAGGCAGCAGCCCAGGCCCAGGUGACCCCACAGCCUCAAACCCCAGUUCAGCCCCCGUCUGUGGCUACUCCUCAGUCCUCGCAGCAGCAGCCUACACCUGUGCACACACAGCCUCCUGGUACACCGCUUUCCCAGGCAGCAGCCAGCAUUGAAAACAGAGUCCCCACACCUUCUUCAGUGGCCAGUGCUGAAGCCAGUUCCCAGCAGCAGGGACCUGACGUCCCUGUGCUGGAGAUGAAGACAGAGAUCCUGACUGAGGACGCUGAGCCCGAUCCUGGGGAACCCAAAGGGGAACCUCGAUCCGAGGUGAUGGAGGAGGAUUUACAAGGAUCCUCCCAGGUUAAAGAAGAACCAGACACAGCAGAACAAAAAUCAGAACCAAUGGAUGUAGAUGAAAAGAAGCCUGAAGUCAAAGUAGAAGCUAAGGAGGAGGAAGAGAACAGCGCCAAUGGAACAGCCUCCCAGUCAACAUCACCUUCACAGCCACGCAAGAAAAUUUUUAAACCUGAGGAGCUACGCCAGGCACUCAUGCCAACUCUGGAAGCACUCUAUCGACAGGACCCAGAGUCUUUACCAUUUCGACAGCCUGUAGAUCCUCAGCUUCUAGGAAUUCCAGAUUAUUUUGACAUUGUGAAGAAUCCCAUGGACCUUUCUACCAUCAAGCGGAAGCUGGAUACAGGACAGUACCAAGAACCUUGGCAGUACGUGGAUGAUGUCUGGCUGAUGUUCAACAAUGCCUGGCUCUAUAAUCGUAAGACGUCACGUGUCUACAAGUUUUGCAGUAAACUCGCAGAAGUCUUUGAGCAAGAAAUUGACCCUGUCAUGCAGUCCCUUGGAUAUUGCUGUGGACGCAAGUAUGAAUUUUCCCCUCAGACUUUGUGCUGCUACGGGAAGCAGCUGUGUACAAUUCCCCGUGAUGCUGCCUACUACAGUUAUCAGAAUAGGUAUCAUUUCUGUGAGAAGUGUUUCACAGAGAUACAGGGCGAGAAUGUGACCCUGGGGGACGACCCUUCACAACCCCAGACGACAAUUUCAAAGGAUCAGUUUGAAAAGAAGAAAAAUGAUACCUUAGACCCUGAACCUUUUGUCGAUUGCAAGGAGUGUGGCCGGAAGAUGCAUCAAAUUUGUGUGCUGCAUUAUGACAUCAUUUGGCCCUCAGGUUUUGUGUGCGACAACUGCUUGAAGAAAACUGGCAGACCUCGAAAAGAAAACAAAUUCAGCGCUAAGAGACUGCAGACCACACGACUCGGAAACCACCUGGAAGACCGAGUGAACAAAUUUCUGCGGCGCCAAAAUCACCCUGAGGCCGGGGAGGUUUUUGUCAGAGUGGUGGCCAGCUCUGACAAGACCGUGGAGGUCAAGCCUGGGAUGAAGUCACGGUUUGUGGAUUCUGGGGAAAUGUCCGAAUCUUUCCCAUAUCGAACCAAAGCACUGUUUGCUUUUGAGGAAAUUGAUGGGGUGGAUGUGUGCUUUUUUGGAAUGCAUGUCCAAGAAUACGGCUCUGACUGCCCCCCUCCAAACACAAGACGUGUGUAUAUAUCCUACCUGGACAGUAUUCACUUCUUCCGGCCACGGUGCCUCCGGACAGCCGUUUAUCAUGAAAUCCUCAUCGGGUAUCUAGAAUAUGUGAAGAAAUUGGGGUACGUGACAGGGCACAUCUGGGCCUGUCCCCCAAGUGAAGGAGAUGACUACAUCUUCCAUUGCCACCCUCCUGAUCAAAAAAUCCCGAAGCCAAAACGACUGCAGGAGUGGUACAAGAAAAUGCUGGAUAAGGCAUUCGCUGAACGCAUCAUUCAUGACUACAAGGACAUCUUCAAACAAGCAACUGAAGACAGGCUCACAAGUGCCAAGGAACUGCCCUAUUUUGAAGGUGAUUUCUGGCCCAAUGUGUUGGAAGAGAGCAUUAAGGAACUAGAACAAGAAGAGGAAGAAAGGAAGAAAGAAGAAAGCACUGCAGCUAGCGAGACCACCGAGGGCAGUCAAGGUGAUAGCAAGAAUGCCAAGAAGAAGAACAACAAAAAAACAAACAAGAAUAAGAGCAGCAUCAGCCGCGCCAACAAGAAGAAACCCAGCGUGCCCAGCGUGUCCAAUGACCUGUCCCAGAAGCUGUACGCCACCAUGGAGAAGCACAAGGAGGUCUUCUUUGUGAUCCACCUGCACGCGGGGCCUGUUAUCAACACCCUGCCCCCCAUCGUCGACCCCGACCCCUUGCUCAGCUGCGACCUCAUGGAUGGGCGGGACGCCUUCCUCACCUUGGCCAGGGACAAGCACUGGGAGUUCUCCUCCCUGCGCCGCUCCAAGUGGUCCACGCUGUGCAUGCUGGUGGAACUGCAUACCCAGGGCCAGGACCGCUUUGUCUAUACCUGCAACGAGUGCAAGCACCACGUGGAGACGCGCUGGCACUGCACCGUGUGUGAGGACUAUGACCUCUGUAUCAAUUGCUACAACACCAAGAGCCACACCCACAAGAUGGUGAAGUGGGGACUGGGCCUGGACGACGAAGGCAGCAGCCAAGGUGAACCACAAUCCAAGAGCCCCCAGGAGUCACGGCGCCUGAGCAUCCAGCGCUGCAUCCAGUCCCUGGUACACGCCUGCCAGUGCCGCAACGCCAAUUGCUCGCUGCCAUCCUGCCAGAAAAUGAAGCGGGUGGUGCAGCACACCAAGGGCUGCAAGCGUAAGACCAACGGCGGCUGCCCGGUGUGCAAGCAGCUCAUCGCCCUGUGCUGUUACCACGCCAAGCACUGCCAGGAGAACAAGUGCCCUGUGCCCUUCUGCCUCAACAUCAAACACAAGCUCCGCCAGCAGCAGAUCCAGCACCGGCUGCAGCAAGCCCAGCUCAUGCGCAGGCGGAUGGCCACUAUGAACACCCGCAACGUGCCUCAGCAGAGUUUGCCUUCUCCUACCUCAGCUCCACCCGGGACCCCCACACAGCAGCCUGGCACACCCCAGACACCACAGCCCCCUGCGCAGCCCCAGCCCUCACCCGUGAGCAUGUCACCAGCUGGCUUUCCCAGUGUGGCCCGGACUCAGCCCCCCACAACCGUGUCCACAGGGAAGCCCACCAGCCAGGUGCCGGCUCCCCCGCCCCCUGCCCAGCCCCCACCCGCAGCAGUGGAGGCAGCCAGGCAGAUCGAGCGCGAGGCCCAGCAGCAGCAGCACCUCUACCGUGUGAACAUCAACAGCAGCAUGCCCCCAGGACGCACGGGCCUUGGGACCCCUGGGAGCCAAAUGGCCCCUGUGGGCCUGAAUGUGCCUCGGCCCAACCAGGUGAGUGGGCCAGUAAUGCCCAGCAUGCCGCCUGGGCAGUGGCAGCAGGCAGCCCUCCCCCAGCAGCAGCCAAUGCCAGGCAUGCCCAGGCCUGUGAUAUCCAUGCAGGCCCAGGCAGCUGUGGCUGGGCCAAGGAUGUCCAAUGUCCCGCCACCGAGGAGCAUCUCGCCUAGCGCCCUGCAAGAUCUGCUGCGAACCCUGAAAUCACCCAGUUCCCCGCAGCAGCAACAGCAGGUGCUGAACAUCCUCAAAUCCAACCCACAGCUAAUGGCAGCUUUCAUCAAACAGCGCACAGCCAAGUACGUGGCCAACCAGCCUGGCAUGCAGCCCCAGCCCGGCCUCCAGCCCCAGCCCGGACUGCAGGCCCAGCCCGGCAUGCAUCAGCAGCCUGGCCUGCAAAACCUGAACCCCAUGCAAGCUGGGGUGCCGCGGCCGGGUGUGCCCCCGCAGCAGCAGGCAAUGGGAGGCCUGAACCCCCCAGGCCAGGCAUUGAACAUAAUGAACCCAGGACACAAUCCCAACGUGGCAAGUAUGAAUCCUCAAUACCGAGAAAUGCUGAGGCGGCAGCUACUGCAGCAGCAGCAACAGCAGCAGCAGCAGCAACAGCAGCAGCAGCAGCAAGGGGCUGCUGGCGUGGCCGGGGGCAUGCCUGGGCAUGGCCAGUUCCAACAGCCCCAGGGACCUGGUGCCUAUGCCCCAGCAAUGCAGCAGCAACGCAUGCAGCAGCACCUCCCCAUCCAGGGCAGCUCCAUGGGCCAGAUGGCAGCUCAGAUGGGACAGCUUGGUCAGAUGGGGCAGCCAGGACUGGGGGCAGAUGGCGCCCCCAACAUCCAGCAGGCUCUGCAGCAGCGGAUUCUGCAGCAGCAGCAGAUGAAGCAGCAGAUGGGCUCCCCAGGCCAGCCGAACCCCAUGAGCCCCCAGCAACACAUGCUCUCAGGACAGCCGCAGGCCUCACAUCUCCCUGGCCAACAGAUCACCACAUCCCUCAGCAACCAGGUGCGGUCUCCAGCCCCUGUCCAGUCUCCGCGGCCCCAGUCCCAGCCUCCACAUUCCAGCCCAUCACCGCGGAUACAGCCCCAACCUUCGCCACACCACGUCUCACCCCAGACUGGUUCCCCUCAUCCUGGACUUGCUGUCACUAUGGCCAGCUCCAUAGAGCAGGGACACUUGGGGACCCCCGAACAGAGUGCAAUGCUCCCCCAACUGAACACCCCCAAUAGGAGUGCACUGUCCAGUGAACUGUCCCUGGUCGGUGACACCACGGGAGAUACACUAGAAAAAUUUGUGGAGGGUUUGUAGCAUUAUGAGAGCAUGGGGUUUUUUUCCCUUUCGUGUCCCUGGACCUUUUGUACUGAAAACCCAGGCAUCUAGGGCCUUUUUACUCCCAGAUGGACUGCUGCUUCCACACCAUGGAAGGGUGGAUAGAUAUUUCAAGAAACAAUACAAAGAAUAUAUUUUUUUGUUAAAAACCAGUUGAUUUAAAUAUCUGGUCUCUCUCUUUCUCUCUAUUUGGCUUUUUUUUUCCUCCAGUUUUUUUCUUUUCCUUUUGGGGGAGGGGGGUUGGUUUGGAUUCUUUUUGUCGUCAUUGCUGGUGGUUCAUGCCUUUUUUUAACGGGAAAAACAAGCUCAUUAUAUUCAUAUUUUUUAUUUGUAUUUUCAAGACUUUAAACACUUAUGUUUAAAAGUGAGAAGAAAAAUAAUAUUCAGAAACUGAUUCCUGAAAUAAUGCAAGCUUAUAAUGUAUCCCGGUAACUUUCUGAUGUUGCGGGAAGAUUUUUUUCUAUAGUGAACUCUGUGGGCGUCUCCCAAGUAUUACCCUGGACAACAGGAAUUGACUCCGUGCACACACACGUACACACACCCACACACACAUCUAUCUGUAUGUGCUGGCUUACGCCAAACUCUUGUCUUGCAGAUGUAGAAAUUGUUGCUUUGUUUCUCUGAUAAAACUGGUUUUAGACAAAAAAUAGGGAUGAUCACUCUCUUAGACCAUGCUAAUGUUAAUAGAGAAGAAGCAUUCUUUUCUUUCUUCUAUGUGAAACUUGAAAUGAGGAAAAGCAAUUCUAGUGUAAAUCAUGCAAGCGCUAUAAUUACUAUAAAUAAGAAAACUCAAGAAGAUUCAAUCACUGUAUAGAAUGGUAAAGUACCAACUCAUUUCUUAUAUCAUAUUGUUAAAUAAACUGUGUGCAACAGACAAAAAGGGUGGUCCUUCUUGAAUUCAUGUACAUGGUAUUAACACUUAGUGUUCGGGGUUUUUUGUUAUGAAAAUGCUGUUUUCAACGUUGUAUUUGGACUAUGCAUGUGUUUUUUCCCCAUUGUAUAUAAAGUAUUGCUUAAAAUUGAUAUAAAUUACUGAAGUUUUUAACAUGUAUUCUGUUCUUUUAAGAUCCCUGUAAGAAUGUUUAAGGUUUUUAUUUAUUUAUAUAUAUUUUUUGAGUCUGUUCUUUGUAAGACAUGGUUCUGAUUGUUCACUCGGAGUGGAGAUGCGGGGCUACAGUCACAGUAGUGUAGUGGGUGGCAGUGGGCAUGGGUUCUGAGUGACCACCUGGGACUUCUCCCCCAAGAGACUGAGAGAGGCAGUGGGCCUGCAGCAGCCCUGGCCCGUGGCAUGCUCACCACCGCGGCUGGGAACAGCACUGUGCUUCCAGCUCACAUCCCAGUCUUCCUUCUCAGCCAGCCACCCCUGUGGGGAGAGCUCCCUACCUUCCUAGCCACAGAUCUAUCAUUGGGUGCUCUGGGGCCUCGGGGUGGUUCCUGGCUCCCCCUGAAAUCAUACCCUCAGGAGUGAGGACGCUGCCAAGCACUGUCCCACAUGAUUUGCAGGGCUGAGGAUUCCCUCUUUUGGAACAAACCCUACAGCAUCUGAGGCAGGCAAACUGGAGCCAGUUACCUUCCACCUGCCCCACCAGGAAAUUGUCUCCAGGUUUUGGAGGCGGGGGCAGCAGUAUGGCUGGCUCUAGUGGGUGUUUUGUGGUGUCAUGUUUAGAAGCCAUGACCCAGAUAACUUCCCCUUGGCCAAUCUGUUUACAGAUUUUCAAACAAACUUAAAUACCUAAUUUGAGAAUUUUUUUAAAAAAACUUAAAUUUGAGGAAAAUUUCCAGGACAUCAGAAACGUACAAUUUAGUCUUAGUACAGAGUUUUGAACCUUGAGUUUUAAUUAUGUAGAUUAAGCCAGAUAAGAAUAAAAUCCCCAACUAGCAUUCCUGAGCAACCCCUACGUGCACCCCACCCCAUAAAGGGAAGGCAGGGCCGAGGCCCUCCAGUGCAGACACACUGUCCUUGUUCACCUUGUGGGUUCUUGCAACUCAGUUCUCACAUCACCCUUUUCACCCACGGGAAGUCCCUGAGCCCAGGAGCCGCUCCAUGCCCACACUCCUGAGGUGGCCUGUCCCAGAUGCUGCAGGCAGCCGGGGCGGGGGCAGCUUCUUCAGCUCACCGUGGAGUUCACAACUUCAUGCACCCACCUCAUCCUCUGGAGUCUGCCUCGUGACCAAUCAUCUUGGGCCAUCCACAAGUCAAAGGACACGACCAGGGAUGUGGUGUGUGGUUGUAAGGAAAUUUCUGUAAGCGAGCCGGAGAGCCCAGGCGCUGUGUCUCGUGCUGUAUACUUACGAGAAGGAGAGGGUCCUAUAUUUGUGAUGAAAAAGAGGAAACUUGAAAUGUGCUGGUGUUUGUAAUAAAAGCUGAAAAAACUGC
Ochotona princeps (American pika) is the source of this 10535-nucleotide messenger RNA. It is a transcript of the gene CREBBP, whose product is annotated as CREB binding protein. The transcript is spliced from 31 exons. The coding region runs from base 809 to 8137 and encodes 2442 amino acids. Gene Ontology annotation, molecular function: zinc ion binding; transcription coactivator activity; histone acetyltransferase activity. Gene Ontology annotation, biological process: positive regulation of transcription by RNA polymerase II. Gene Ontology annotation, cellular component: histone acetyltransferase complex; nucleus; transcription regulator complex. The record is from RefSeq and is a predicted model, not a curated record. Lineage: Eukaryota; Metazoa; Chordata; Mammalia; Lagomorpha; Ochotonidae.